Molecule: messenger RNA, 1095 nt
Organism: Protopolystoma xenopodis
Lineage: Eukaryota; Metazoa; Platyhelminthes; Monogenea; Polystomatidea; Polystomatidae
Source: the annotation of a GenBank genome assembly
AUGCUAGGGUUCAGCCACUGUGAACUAAACAUCGCUUUCUUACUAACUUUUAGCAACAGCAAGCUAAGUGCUUCCAGAGCAGUACGGGGUGGACGCUCUUCAUUGCAAGUUCUUCUUGAUCGUCUCUGUCAACUGGUUCCUUGGCCCGGCCAACCUGGUCACUCUGCUCGCUUUGAUCUGGCGGAUCGGAGUAGAUCUUCGCGCCCCAUCGGACAGUCCGGUGCUGGAAGUUGCAGUAUUGGUGGACAACCCGUCCGACUGUCACAGGAACCGCCCCAGCUGCCUCUGAUAAUCGCUUUCGCUCGUGACUUUCAGCUAGUUGAGCCAGCCAUUGCCUUUUCUAAUGCACAGACUCGGGCCGGCCAAACUGACGCCAAUGGUACCGUGUCUGCACAGCCAGGCACUAUACCUUCAUCUGCUUGUCCUCUUACGCUAUCAACUUCUCUUGGUCUGCCUUUAUCUAGUUUGGUGCAUACGCAUCUCGUAGCUCUAUUUACAUCAACAGCUGAGGUUGCCGGCCGUCCACACCAAACGUCUCCUCGACAGCCAGCUUCAACCAUAGGUCUCUCGAAGCUUGUCGGCACGAACUCACAAGACCCCCUGGCUAGGCAGGCAAGCCUACCGACUAAUGCUGCGCCACAACAGCAGCAACAUAUGUUGUCUUCUACAUAUCUCGAGCCGGGGUGCCAAAAUGUUUGGUAUUCAGCACUGAAGACAUCUGCCUCAGCGAUCGACAGACACAAGAUGACCAGCAAAGUCGACAGCUACUCAGCCCAUUCGGAGCUCUCGUUAUACCGAAAGCAUGUUUAUCGAGUUCUUGAGCGUGCUGCCUCUGUCGUCCAGGUGGUUCACAGUACUCUCCUUCAACUCGUCGAUUCAACGAACUCCAUCUCAGUGAUACCUUCUGCUUGGUUCGAGUUCAAAUUGGUGCUCGAUGAGCUCUGGAAUACUGUGAUUUCUCCCUACGAUUACGAACAACUCGCCUUUAUUUUCAAUACUCUUGAAAACAUUGACUCGACUUGUUGCUUAUUUAAAGUAGGCUUUCAUUUGAGCAUGGUGUACAUACAAAAUAAUUUUAUUAAAGGAACGCAGUAA